AUGUGCUCAGGAUCAUCUUCGUCUAACGCAUCAACCUUCUUUCCGCCUUCUACAGCUCAGGGAAUGACGGAGUUUGAUAAAUCUAAAUUUGAGUAGGUUAAACUUUUUCAAACUAGCUAAGUUUAGUGUCUUGAUAGUAUAAUUUACCUUUUUUAGAAAACAGAUACGUUUGCCAAUUCUACGGGUCCCGGAAAAACAAAUUGGACGAAUUUUAGGCUUAAAGCCUCUUCAGAAAGCCUUUAUCAAAAGUGGUAUGACCUUUAAAGUAAGUUAACAUUCUUUAUCUAAAUCUUUAUUUUCGAGGGUAGCUGAUGGAGAUGUAGCCGGUGAGAAGUUGUGUUUGUUGGAUCCGGACAAGCUGGACGAAGAAACAACUGAAUCUAUAUUAUCUAUGGCAUCGAAAGCUUUAUCGACGGAUGUUCAGCUUGAAUACAAGGAAUUUUUGAUGAAAUACGAAGACUGGGAUGUGAAACGUUGUUUAAAAGCUAUUUUACCGGACGGACUUGAUUUCAGUUCACACACACAGACCGGGCAUAUAUUACACUUGAACUUGAGGGAAGAGCUGCUGCCUUACAAAUUUGUGAUUGCCAAAAUUUUGAUGGAUAAGAUACCAUAUGCCAAGUGAGUUACGAGCAAUCUUUAAAUAUAUUUUUUAAGGUAAAAUACGUUUUUACCCUAUUAAUUUUUAAAUUUAGGACAAUCGUAAACAAAACAGACAAGAUAAGUGCUGAAUUUCGAUUUUUCGAACUAGAACUGCUGGCAGGUGAACCAAAUUUUGAGGCUACAGUUACAGAGCACUCUUACAAGUACAAACUGGACUUUAGCAAGGUAACGAUUUAUGCUUUUGUUGGUUUUAGGUGAAUUCUUGAAAAAAAGAUGGUUUGGUCUACUACAAUAUCGGAUUAGCUCUUAUCUCAAGUGAACUUUUUUCGGUUAUGGAAUUAUGCUAUUCUAUUUAUUGGCAAGACAAUUUAGAAGGUUUUGGCUAUUAAUUCAUGCAAGUAUAUGGUCUAUAACAUACAUAAAUGAUGUGAUAUUAACCAUAACCUUGUAUUUCAGGUAUUUUGGAAUUCUCGCCUUCUAAACGAACACAAUCGAAUUGUAACUGAAAUAAGGAAUUCCAAAUCAAAAACCGUACUAUUUGACGUGUUUGCCGGAGUGGGACCAUUCGCAGUACCAGCCGCAUUCAGUCCAAAUACUCAAAAAGUCUAUGCGAAUGACCUGAAUCCAGUUUCAAUUCAAUAUUUGAAUGAAAAUUUGAAGUUGAACAAGGUAAACAAGGACAAAAUCAAGGUUUUCAAUUUGGAUGGAGCUGAGUUCAUCAAGAAUGAGGUACCCAAAGUUGUGUUGGAGGAAUUAGAGAGUGUAGAGAAUGGAGAGACGGAAAAGAAGCUGGAGUUUCAUGCUGUUAUGAAUCUUCCUGCUAUGGCCAUAACGUUUUUGCCGCAUUUUGUUGGGACUUUAAGGGAGAUUUGCGAUAAAAAGUGAGUUUUUAUAUCGUUUUAGGUAUCGAAUGAGGUUUUAUAUUAUUUUAGGUAAAAGAGUGAGAUUUUUUUUAUUUUUAGGUAACAAAGUGAGAGGUGGAUAAUUUUUUCAUUUUCAGAUUCAGUACCUUUGAUUUCUACUGUCAUGUGCAUUGUUUCGCCAAAGCCACUGAAGAUCAACCUCCAGAAUGGUUCAAAAACCGCGCGAUUGAGAUGGUAUACGAGCAAUUACCACAAGAUGAAAUCGAAAUAUUGAAUUCUCAUUUUGUUAGGAACGUAGCAGGACGUAAAGACAUGUAUUGUGUGUCAUUAAAAUUGUCAAAAGAAGUGUUAAAAGGCGUGAAACACGAAGAAAUCAAGGAUAAUAUUGAGGAUGAUGGGAACGAUUACGAGACAGAGGCAAAGAAGGCUAGAAUUGGAGAAUAG
Molecule: messenger RNA, 1910 nt
Organism: Bursaphelenchus okinawaensis
Lineage: Eukaryota; Metazoa; Nematoda; Chromadorea; Rhabditida; Aphelenchoididae
Source: the annotation of a GenBank genome assembly